AUGUCUUCAAGAGGUGGUCGCGGCGGUAUGCGUGGAGGACGGGGCGGCGGCGCCGGCGGCCGCAACGAGGGUCCCAAGAAACGCGAGAGCAUCCUCAACCUCGCUCUCUACGUCGACAAGAGCAUCCGUGUCAAGUUUGCCGGCGGGCGUGAGGUCACCGGUGUGCUCAAGGGCUACGACCAGCUCAUGAACCUCGUCAUGGACGAAGUGGUGGAGAGCUACGAGAACGAUGCCCUUCCCUCGCGUAACCUCGGCCUUGUUGUGCUCCGUGGCCCCAACGUUGUCCUCAUUAGCCCCACCGAUGGCUCCGCUGAGAUCGAGAACCCCUUCGGCGCCUAA
Molecule: messenger RNA, 339 nt
Organism: Apiotrichum porosum
Lineage: Eukaryota; Fungi; Basidiomycota; Tremellomycetes; Trichosporonales; Trichosporonaceae
Gene: LSM7
Product: Sm-like protein lsm7
Exons: 5
Coding region: 1-339 (112 amino acids)
Biological process (GO): nuclear-transcribed mRNA catabolic process; mRNA splicing, via spliceosome
Cellular component (GO): catalytic step 2 spliceosome; spliceosomal tri-snRNP complex; Lsm1-7-Pat1 complex
Molecular function (GO): RNA binding
Source: RefSeq, a predicted model, not a curated record